AUGGAUGACGUUAUACAGCCUGACUCAUCGCCCAUGGCUCAUAGCAGUCAACAGGAUGGCGGAAAUUCUGACGAUAGUGAAGAUGAAGAAGUAUUCGAAGACGACACCGAGAAUCGGAUUACCUCGACCACGGGUGUUGGCGAUCUCAUUGAUGGAACUUCCAUGGAUGCGGAUGAUCUACAAGAGUAUCAUAACGGUACAGUUUCUACGAUAGCUCUUCCAAAAUCUAGGCUUCGAAUCUUGGAGGAGUAUCGACGAAUCAUGAACUAUAUGGAUGAUGAAUUUAGGUCUGAUUUGGCUCUUCAUCUUUACGCAGUACAUCUUCUCCACAUAAGGAACCAAUAUUAUCCGAAUCGCAAAUUCACCGAUUGGCCUUUAAGUGAAGAUGAGAUGCCUCCUGUGAAGCAAGAUUUUGAAGCUGAGUUUGGACCUGAUAGAUUCACCCAAUACACUGAUGUAUGUAAUGAUUCUGGGAAGAAGAAGCCCGAGGGAUAUAUGUUAGAGUUCUAUAAUCCGCAUGUUUCUGCUGUUGAAGACAUGAAACAGACUCUUGAUAUUCUGUUUGAAAGGAAAAUUGGUAAGAAAAUUAUAGAGCAUAAUCAGAAGCAUGCCGAUGAUAGAGAAGAUAACGGUCAGAGAAGGGUAUUUCAAGCCACUGUUGGCCAUGAUAUUAGAAUUCCAGAUGAGUUGAAAGAUCAGCUGUUUAACAGACUGAAUGGACUACUUGAUUCACUUAUCAUGAUGCGUCGAAACCAACUUGUUUCAGAUAAUAGCAAGGUAGAUGAAAGCAUCAAUCUACCCUUAGAUUGGCACGAUGUAUCGUCUACUCUUGGAAACCCCGACGAGAGAUUGCAAUUACGUCAGUUGUUCUCUCUUAUUCCUGAAAAAAAUCCCUGUGAGUCCGAUCCAGGACAUAGAAUAAAGGCAAACUUGCAUGCUAUGAUCUUAGGCCGUGACCUUGUAAAAGAAGGCAUUGACAAAAUCCAUGGUCAGUUAAUGAAUAAAAGACACAAAUUGGAUGAAUAUGAUGACGAAGACGAAGACAUCACCACAUUGUCGGUGUUUACACGAAGAGACAGAGAAAGUCUUUCCGCACAGACGCUUAAAAAGCGGGUCCAAUAA
Messenger RNA from Brettanomyces nanus, 1122 nucleotides. RefSeq lists its product as uncharacterized. The record is from RefSeq and is a predicted model, not a curated record. The transcript has a single exon. The coding region runs from base 1 to 1122 and encodes 373 amino acids. Lineage: Eukaryota; Fungi; Ascomycota; Pichiomycetes; Pichiales; Pichiaceae.